Messenger RNA from Topomyia yanbarensis, 7024 nucleotides. It is a transcript of the gene AP-1sigma, whose product is annotated as AP-1 complex subunit sigma-2. Gene Ontology annotation, biological process: vesicle-mediated transport; intracellular protein transport. The transcript is spliced from 5 exons. The record is from RefSeq and is a predicted model, not a curated record. The coding region runs from base 126 to 599 and encodes 157 amino acids. Lineage: Eukaryota; Metazoa; Arthropoda; Insecta; Diptera; Culicidae. Gene Ontology annotation, cellular component: AP-1 adaptor complex; membrane coat; intracellular membrane-bounded organelle. Gene Ontology annotation, molecular function: clathrin-cargo adaptor activity.
AUAUAACAACUAUUGACUCUCGUGUCGUGAAAACCGUGUAUUUUUCGUUCUGCAUACUCGAUAUAUUCUGCGUUUGCCGAAAAAUUGUAUUGAAUUUCAGUUUUCUGUUAUAAUAAAGUAUUAAAAUGAUGCAGUUUAUGCUACUGUUCAGCCGGCAAGGCAAACUUCGUCUACAAAAAUGGUACGUUGCCCAUCCGGACAAGGUGAAGAAGAAGAUAACCCGGGAGCUCAUUACGACGAUUUUGUCACGGAAACCCAAAAUGUGUUCAUUCCUGGAGUGGAAAGACUGCAAAAUUGUGUACAAAAGAUAUGCGAGUUUAUACUUUUGCUGUGCAAUCGAACAGAAUGAUAAUGAGCUGUUAACACUCGAAAUCAUUCACAGAUAUGUGGAAUUGUUAGACAAGUACUUCGGAAGUGUUUGCGAGCUGGAUAUAAUCUUCAACUUUGAGAAGGCCUACUUCAUUUUGGAUGAGCUGUUGGUGGGUGGUGAAAUCCAGGAGACGUCGAAAAAGAAUGUCCUUAAAGCAAUUGCUGCCCAGGACGUCCUCCAAGAGGAUGAGACGGUAGAUGGCGCACUGCGAGAGAUCGGACUGCUGUGAGAACGGAAAACGAGAUAGGCGGCAGCUCGGAAUGAUUCGAUUGUACCCUAACCCACCCACAGCGAACGGGUUUUUGUUUCGUAUGUCUGUAUGCGUGUGUGUGUAUGGGUUCAAUCCAAUUUCAAUCGUUUGAAACCAAUGGAAAGUUUAACUUAAGAAAUCCAGCUAGGUAGUAGUAGUUUGUACGAAAUUUUGUACAUUCAAUUUUUCCUGUUAUUUUUUGUACUUGACUAGUAGUGAGUCCAAUUCUAUUAUUCUAACGACGUUCAAACAAAAAAUGUGAAAGUUUGCAGCCUUAAGUUGAGUAGUUAAAGUACGGAAUACUAGAAAUAGCAAGAUCAUAUAUAAUAAUUAAAUCCCACAAUAAUUUUGUCAUUUUCCACAAAUGUCGCACGUUAUCUCUAAUUUUACUAAUAAGGCAUAUUAAUCGAUUUUUAUUCAUGUUGUUCGGCAAUUUUAAACUUUUAUUUUUAGUCACCAGAUAACGCAAUGCUACUGUCCCAAAAUGGGAGCAUGUGCCUUGUUACAUUUUUCUAAAAUGUAGUUGAGUACUAUAAUAGUUUUUAUUUGGAACACUGCGGGUGGUUUGGCAUAGGAAUAUCUUUUUAUAUUCGCAACAUUGUCGUUUAUUUGAAAAUCUUUUCAACCUUUUGUAAAAGGGAUCUAUAAUAUUUGUGGCUCAUGAACGCAUUUGUUGAAUUAUUAAGGUCACUUUUGUUACUAUAGAUAAACCGCAACAACUUUCAGAAUUAUUAGUUCUACACAGAAUAGUAAAUUAAACACGAACUUUAAUCAGGGAACUAUUCACGGUAAAGCAAAUGUUAAAGCUUAACUUAAACUUAAGUAAGUUGAAAUAAAUUAACUAACACGUGUCUCAGUAGUAUUUUGCGCUCGCUGUGUAGUAAUGGUGGUUGGGUUAACUCAUCGCUCUUUAUAACGUAGAAACGUAGAUUAAUAUACAGUUUGCGGCACAAAGCUUAAGAAUUACACUAUUUAUUCGACCAAACUUGCUCACAAGGCCAUAAUUCUGUUCGUAGAGUAGAGAUAGAUAUCCUGUAUAAAGGUGAGUUGUUUAAAAGAAGUAGUUCAAAGAAAACAUCGCAGAUAGUACCGAGAAAUAUGACUAUUGAGAAUCAAAGUUCGAAUGUGAACUGAUUUUAAUGGUGUGCAUACGUGGAUCUGAAAACUACCAUGAAAAUACAAUAAAAGUUCUAUAAAAACUAUAGAAAUUCAAUAGAAGCACAAAAAGAGCACCAUAUAAUACCCAUACAUUAAAUACCAGAAAAUACUAUUGAAAUACCAUAAAAUUACCAUACAAUACUUUGGAAAUGCUGCAAAUCUAUCUUAAAAUUACCAUAGAAAUUUAAAAGGGUCUUAAAAAUGAACAAUAAAAGUGCCUUAAAUAUUAUGAGAAGACACUUCAAAGGUACUAUAACAAACAAUAGAAAUACUGCAAUAAUACCAUACAAUAACUAUAAAAAUAUCAUUAAGACGCUGCCCGAGCAGAGUCUGAUAAAAAAUUGAGAACUAAACUUGAUGUUGUGAUAUAGUAGGGAAUGAUUGCUCAGGUUGUUAUCAUUUUGGUCGUUUUAACGGUUAAAAGAUCAAAAUCGAAAGCCGAAAAAUUGCACUAUGACAUCAAACAGAAAACUAUUUAUGCUAUCAGUGAAAGCAAAUAUAAAACUCAUUGAGAUGGUGAAAUAUUUCAUUGAAAACAAAAUAAGUAAUCAAUUUGAUGUUUGUCAAAGAAAUAGAAACAAACUUUUUUUUUUCUAAAAAUGUAAGCACAUCAAAAUGAGAUCAAAAUAUGAUGUCAUAUCUGAAAAAGUUUAAAUAUCAAUAUGUUGUCUAUUUGCUGUAAUUUUGAUGUUGAACUUUGCUCGGGUGUACCAGUGUAAACGCUAAAAAUUUGGGUGAUUCUCGGGAAUUUAAAAUUUAAGUAUACUUUAUGAAAUAUGAAAUGUCCUCCUCCGCUGCCACGACUCUGGCCGAAUAAGUAACUGGAAAAAGUGGUUACACUAAAAGGUAUUUCCAAUACAAUGACAUAGAAUUUUCGAAUAACAUCAAAAUUUAUCCAAAAAAAAAAUCAGAUCAAUCGGAUGAUUUAGGUUAUGAUGACAGCAAAUUUGAAAAAAGUUAUAUAAAGAAAAACGCAUUUAGCGAUUAAACUAACGAUUUUUGCAAGAUAAAAUUAAAUUAACCAUAAAAACUGAUAAAUAGCUAUACCUGGCCUAUUUCACGGAAUAUUUUCAAAAAUAUAAACUGUCAAAUAUGACAAAAACCGAUUUUUUUUUUCUAAAGUUUUACACUGUACCAUAAAAUACUAAUAAAAUGCCAUAAAAUAACAAAUGUUCCAUAAAAUAUUAUCGAAAUAUCGCAGAAGGAUCAGAAAAGUGGCGGUAAAAUGCUAAAAACGUUAUACAAAGACAGUAAAAAUAACCGCAAAAUACAUUAAAAAUGCUUAAAAAGUGCAAUGAAAAAUGCAAAAGAAAUAUAAUAAAACGACCGUAAAUUUUUUUAAACCAUCAUAACUGCUAUAGAGAUGCUGUAAAUAUAUCACAAAAACACCAUGAAACUGCCAUUAAAUUCCAUAAAAAUAUUACAAUUACCAUAAAAGUACCACAAUGUCCAAUACAAAUACUAUAAAAAUACCAUUGAAAUACUAAAUAUGCAAUAAAAGUACCAUACAAAGGGGGUUCCAUACAAAAUUUGGAAAUGCUUUAAUGUACUAUACACAUGCCGCAAAACUACCAUAAUAAUGUUAUAAAAAUACAAUAAAAAUACCCAUAAUAUUGUAGAAAUAUCAUGAAAUGUUUAAAAAAAGAUCAUCGAAACUACUCUAAAAAUACCUUAAAAUAUACUGUAAAUGAGAAAUUGGUAGUUGUUUACUUCAAAAUGGGGUAUCUUGGAAUCGAUUCAACUUAUAUUGAGGUUUUUAUGUAAAAAUGUCUGGGGAACACAAAAAUUUAAAUAUAGGGUAAUAUGGGCUCUCCCCACAUUUCUGCCGCACAUUUCUAAAAAUCGAUCCUGCAUCAAAGUAAACCAUUCAAUAUUCGAUGAAAUCAUUUUUAUCAAUUGCGACAAGUUUCUGAAAUACUGUGAAAUGGUUGCUGGCAUGAAAAAAAUUCAUUAAAUUUUCACGAAUAUUUAAAAUAAAAAGUCAUUGCGGGAGAGAUAUCGCAUGUGCGGGUGAGACGCUGUACCGUGGACACAAACUGAAAAAAAAGGUGAGCAAAAGUAUUUUUUAGCUCACGUUGAUGUUUUUUUUGUAAUUAGGUAUCCGGCUGAAUUUCAUGAAGUUUGAUUAUACCUAUAAAUCGGCUAGCACCUACACUUUUCUUAAGGGAGUCUACCAUUUCUAGAAACAUUUUUUUAUUCAACAUUUUAGUAAUAUUUUUCUUUCGCAAUCUUGUGUAACGGUUAAGUUUGAGUAACUUAAUUAAGGGUACUAUUUAUCUAUAUGUUUGUACGAGCGAUAAAUAUCUAUGUGUUAGUAAAGAUUCCUUAGAAGCAGUUUUUGGCUGUUUAUCCCAACAAUGAGUUUAUAUAACUUAGGUUUGUUCUUGAAUGAUUCAUUUUGAAAAAAAGCAUUAAUUCUUUGAAAUUUUCGCUAUUAUCCUAAUAUUGACAUCACUACAAAUCAAUGCGUUUACGAAAGUUAGUGCCGGAAGCUAUAAGGAAUAAACCGAAGUAACCUAUACACUCAGGUUUUUUUACGUGGUUUGUUUUGGGCGAUAUUUUUUACGCGGUUUUUUUACGCGGUUUUAGAAAUUUAAUUUAUUUUCAUUUACGCGGAUUUUUUAAUUUACGCGGUUUUCGUUUACGUCGUUUUCAUUUACCCGGCCUGUAUCUUCCGCGUAAAAAACCUGAGUGUACUUAAAUAUAUCGCCCGUUUAAAUAUAUAGAUAAAUUGACUCAUAAUCCUUUAUGUCACUGUGUUAGGUCCGUUAUUUUGUGGAUAUUCCUUAUUAAGAGCCUAUACCUGACGCAAAUGAUCGUUUAAUGACAUUCCGAGGUGAAAAAAAAUCAUUUUGGCUAUGGAUCCUUCAUGUGCGGCAUCUCCCCGCAAUUUUGAUGCGCAGAUAUAUCCCAAUUGUAGGGGAAAGAUGCCGCGCGACGACAUUUUCCUCUGAAAUUAUGGAUGACUAUACUCAUGAUCAGGAUGCCUUCUAAAAGGUUCCAGCUAUUCAACCGAUACAUGAUUUACCAAAAAAAAACGAACAAUUUAGAAAAACCAAAUCUUAAUGUGGUACUGAAUAAUUUUCGACGGUCCGUGAUGCAACUAGACGCACAUAAUCAUUAAUAUAAUUUUCGUGAGUUAAUAAUAAGGAUUAUUUUACAUCUCCAGUGUUGUAAUUCUUCGAACGACAAUCUCACAAUAUCAUAUUAUACUACGUUCACACUACAGAGUUAAAACACGUUAUAAUAAUUAACAACAAGAAAAAUGUCAUCAAGAUAGCGUUAAAACACGUUUUAACUCGUAGUGUGAACAUGGUAUUACCGUAUGAAAGUGACCGCAUAUACGAGAUAUAGAGAGUGCGGCAUCUCUCCUGACGCGGCAUCUCUCCCAAAAUUACUCUAUAUGAGAAAUUAAGAAAAAAAUUGCAUGAUUGGCAGUACAGGUGCGAAAAACUAUUUUUUCCUAGAUUGCUUGGACAAGGUCAAUCAAAAAGCAUCUCAUGGAUUGAUUCUAGAGGAAAUAGUACCUGAGAUGCAAUUAACAGUUCUUAAAAGUCUUUUUUUGAAAAAAUUGGCGAAACGGGUCAUACUCCCGUGGACCAAGAGGUAAUCCAAUCGACACAGAAAUUUGGCUUGUCAUUUUGAUGAGCGAUUUCCCCCAAAUUGGUUAAAAUUAGUAAAAGUUGAUUUCUAGAAUGCACUUCCGUCACUUCGGCGCAGAAUGGCCAUAUAUUUUUUGAAAUUCGUACACCAUACGGUCCAAAUUGUAGGUCCCCAAAUUUUUUAACACGAUGUCUGAAAAGUCCCUAAAACUUGCUACGAAAAUGCCAUAAAAAUAUUUACAAUAAAACAGCCAUAGAAAAAUCAUAAACACACCAUAGAGAUACUGUAGAACUACGACAUAAAACUACAAAACUCCCAUAAAAUAACAGAAAUAUGUCAUUAAAAUUCCGUAAAAGUACCAUAAUUAUGUUAUGGAAAUACUAUAAAAAUACCUACGUUUUUGUCGUGAAAUAGUCAAAAAAGGUCAAGAUUUUUUAGGUAGACUUUCAAUUUUUUACGAUUUUUAAAAGAAAGUGCGUUUUUUAUGUUUUUCGGCAUUCUAGGAAGAAGUGGGCCAUCCAAUUUUUCUUCUCAAAAAAUGCAUAAUCGGGUUCGGGCUUAAGAACCUGAAACCCGGACCCGAUACAAACUCGACGGGUUUCACGUUUCAGGUUCUAUAAUUUUAAAAUUGUCGAGCUCGGUUUUUUAUUAUCCUAUUGCAAUUGUUAUGAUUUUUUUUUAUGUUGACAAUAGCAGGGCGCGUGAUGGUUCAUUCGAGUGGUUCAAUUUUCGAAGAUAAAGUAUAAAGUAGAAGUAUAAAGCAUUUCAAGUGGUAUCUGGCUAAUUACUCUAGUACCCACAAUAAAAAUAAAACAUCUUAAAGGUGUCUACUAUAACAUACAACUAUCUUAAAAGUGCUAGAAUUUUACUAAGUAACUAAAAAUUGCUAUAAAACACCAUAAAACUACUUUUAAAAUAAAAUAAAAUAAAAAUACUAAAAAAUACAGUAAGAGUUGUAGUAAUACCACGAAAGUUCUUUAAAAUAACCAUAACGACGCUAUACAAAUACCAUAAAAAUGCCAUAGAUAAUCUGAAAACAAACUUUUGAACUUUUGACAGAUAGCUGAAUAGAACGAACACUGUUUCAUGUUUACUGAUUCUAUAACAAGUUUAUUCGCUAAGUAAAGACAACAGUUCAGAAAAAAAUAAUCCUUUCAGAAACUAUAUUAACUUUCAAUUUCUCGAGUCAUGUUUCUCGGUAUGAGUCCCCUGCAUUGCAUACUGUUAGUAUUUUGUAAAGUUUCGUAAUCUACGAAAGAAACAUCCCUAUAUUUAUUCGGUUAGGUAACCAUCCCUCGAUUUCAAUUCAGAAUAUGCAUGUUAUCCGCUCUCUGAUCACUACCGUAUGUAAACGCUUCCCCGUAACAACCUGCAGUGAAUCGCCAUUUCCUCAGUUGUGCAGUGCUUAAAAGGCUACUAAAAACGUUACGCCAAUUUAUAUGGGAUUGACAUCCCUUCAGAUAGCAAGCGCACGUUCGACAGACAUGGUUCUCGGGUUCUUCUGGUUCUUUACCAAAGUGCAGUGAGAUGGCGAGAGAAAGCUGAAUUGCAAUGUAUCAGUUUUUGUUUAUUUUUGUUUGUUUUCCGAAUCUUUUCUCAAAACCAUAUAUACCUCCUAACCACCGACAAUGCCGGCUGUUGCC